AUACAGCUGAAAAAUUUACUGUGUGGAACAUUACUGUAGUUUUCACUGUAUCGAUACAUUACAUAUACAAUCUUGCAUUGCCAUUGCUUCACGCUUCUCGUAAAAUAACGGACAUCCUUAUCUGUUACGGACCAGAAUAGGCCUGUCUUUAAAAAUUACCAAAUUUUGGUACUCUCGUGACAAAAUGAAGUCGUCUUACAUUUUCUCUCGUCAAUGGGCGCUGUUUUUAGCAGUGUGUUGGCUUUUUGUUCACGAAUGUUUGGCGGUAAAGGAUUCGGGGAGCGUGUUGGAUCCCUCGACUCUGUCGCCGAUGGACAGAGACGUAAGGCUUAAAGGCGGUGCCCAGCCUUGGGAAGGUCGCAUCGAGAUCUACAGCCAGAGUUCUGGUGAGUGGCAUACUCACUGCAAUACGCCGAGACGGGAAGAGUUCUACCACGUUGUGUGCCGUAGGCUCGGCUACAAUGGAUUCCUCAGAGACCUCAGGGGCACGGAAUUCAAGAAGAGUUCGCUGGUUCCACUUCGAGGUUAUUUUGAAUGCAACAAAGAUUCGACGGACCUGCACAGUUGCUUUUUCAAGGAAGGCGAUGGCUGCAAAAGCAACAAUGAAGAAGUUGGAAUCGUAUGCUCGGCAGUAGUUCAGUCGUGCGGACCUAUCACUUUCCAGAGGGACGAUCACCGUGUAAUGCACCCCUUUAGACUGAGCUAUCCAGACAAAACUCGUGUGACCGUCAGGUGUCCCGGGGACCCCAGUAUCUCGGGUAUGAUGAAGUGUGUCAAUGGUCACUGGGAGUGGGAAGGAGAGGAGCCACCGGCCUGUCCACCUAGAGCUGAUGAUACAAUUACGUGUCCUGCUCCCUUUUAUGACACACGUCACACCUUCCUACUUCCGGCGAAGUUGACUUACCGCUACGACGAAACGUUCGAGAUCGUGUGCAUUGAUCGCUCUGAUGCAACGAAGCUGAGAUGCGGGGAUGGUGGUCGACUAGAAUGUUAUGAUGGAGGAGACGGCUGCAUCCCAGAAGCUCCUAGCUGCGUUACUCCUUCCCGUAGACCUACAGAUGAUCAUUUGCUGUUGGUCGGAGGCGACAAAUCAACAAAAGGUCGUGUGCUCGUGAAUCGUGAUGGACAAUGGGGAUCUAUCUGUGCGGAUGGCUGGAACCUUGCAAACGCCAAUGUCAUCUGCGCUGAGUUAGGGUUUGGUCCCGCCAGGAGACUCGACUCUCCAAAGUUUCCGCCAGGGCCCAAGCGAUACUUGUUCAAGGAAGUGAGGUGCAGCUCUAGCGAUACGAACAUUUUGGGUUGCAGCAUUAAGCACAUGUCUGUUGGCGACAAGUGUCAUUCAGAUUAUGAAGUAGAAGUUGACUGCUCUCCUGAAGAACCACACUCGUAUUCCUUUCGUUCAAACUGCGGACCACCGAGUCUUCCUCAAAACACAUUUGCCAAGCCAUACAAACAUGUGUACAAUACAGGAGAGAUGGUGACGCUCUUUUGUGGUGGAAAACCUACCAAGAAAGUUGAACUAACAUGUUCUUCGGAUGGGCUAUGGAGUGGUGACGUCAUCGACUGUGGUGUGCAUGCGCCAUUGGAACCACACUCGUAUUCCUUUCGUUCAAACUGCGGACCACCGAGUCUUCCUCAAAACACAUUUGCCAAGCCAUACAAACAUGUGUACAAUACAGGAGAGAUGGUGACGCUCUUUUGUGGUGGAAAACCUACCAAGAAAGUUGAACUAACAUGUUCUUCGGAUGGGCUAUGGAGUGGUGACGUCAUCGACUGUGGUGUGCAUGCGCCAUUGGAUUCAACACAGAUUGUAAUCGGGAUAGGAAUUAUUUGUCUACAUAUCGUCAUUUCCAUCAUGAUAUCUCGCCGCAGUACUCCAAGGCAGCAGCCAGUAGCGGAAGUAAGGGAUGAUGCCCCGCCGCCUGGCAACGAAGCUGAAGCUCAACCAACCAAUCAGCAGUCUGUGCAACCACUACGCCGCCCACAAACCGUUGAGAGUAAACAAGUGUAAAAUCAUAUGAGUUCCACAGGGAGGUUUCCUGUCCCCCUUUUUAUUUGGGCUAUUUAUGCUAAGAACUUCAUUUAUACCUCUCUGUAAGAAGUAAUUGAUUGAAUAAAAAGAAAUGGAGAGGGAAGGGAAUUUAUGAAUAUGAUUUCGAACUUAAGUCUUUGGAAAGUUUUAAUGAGAAAAUAUCCAGUACAAAAUCCAUUCAUUUCGUUGUUUGUAUUUCCGAACAUGAAAAUGAAUACUCAUUAACAUAAGUUGUGGUGACGGGAUAAAAAUAUAUUCAAUUUAUGUAUUUUUUUUCUUACCCUUGACUACGAUUAUCAUUGAUUAUUUAGUUUCAUUAACCAUAAAGACGGAACUAUUUCAUGUAUUAAAAUUUUAAUUAUUGUAAUCUCAGAAUAAUUGGAGAAGAAUUCGGUAUGCGCGAAGUGGUAAAUAAAUUGUGCAAACCAAUCAACAGAAAAUGGAGAGGUUUGUAGUCCAAUCAAAGUAAUGAUAACAGGAGAUUAACAGGAGGCUAAAAAUUUAAGGGAAAGUUCAAUUCAUGCCAAGUUGAUAAGGGGUUAUCAGACCAUUAAACUUUAUCAGCUAUUCACCCUCAGGUCACACGGGCCUAAUUACAACUGGCAGGCAAAAAUAUUCAUUCGACCCAACCCAUUCUGAAUUUUUAAAUUUGAUGUUGCUGAUUGACAAAAAUGAAUAAAUAUGACUGACAAUCUAACACUGAUUCUAGGGAGGGUACCUACUGAACUUCCUUUUUUCCAAAUUGGAAAGAUAUAUCACAACUAUUGACCUCUAUUCUUUCUGGCGGAAGAAUUAGGGCCAUUUUACUCUCUCAAGUGAUGAAUUUGAUCCCGUCAGGUGAAGUCUUCAUAAAUGCUGAUUUAUUUUUUAAAUGAGCCGGUCGAGGUACCCUUUUCUGGUCAGAUAUGGAAUGUCAGACAUUUAUCCUAUCCACUGGUAGUAAACAUUCAACCCUCGAAUUUCCUCCUUAUUUUUAUAAAAAAAAUUUAAGUGCCACUUUGACACACGAGUCUAUGGGAAAUGAAUUAGGCCUGUAAUACCCUCAGCAAUAAUAUACCCCCAUCUAGCGUAAACUUUCAUAAAGAUGGCGCUCUCCAAAAGAUAUUCAUCAGACAUGUACUCGACCUAUUUGAAAUAUAGCGUGUGAGUAAAAAAAAAUAGACACAUCACAAAUCCCCAAUUUAAGGGGGGGGGGAAAUGUCAUAAAGGAUAAAGGAAAUAAAAUAAAUAAAUGAAAUAAAUGAAUUUGAAUUUGAAUAAACGCAUACUCAUUUUAUAUCGCUGGAAAUAGUAUCUUCUCCGAAAUAAUUUGAUACCAUAUUCAUGUGGUACGUGUUAGUGCUUGGAUGAUCAGGAGGCAUUCUUUGCAGUGAUGUAAAUUUUGACAUGAGUUAGUAAAUAUUAUGUCCAAACCUACUUUUCAAUAAAAUUAGCAAGAAAAUUGAAUCUAAAGUUACCAAUUAUAAUGUACUUUAAUGAAAAGUUGCUUUGAAAUGUGUUUUAUUGCAACACUUGUAGGAUUAU
Lytechinus pictus (painted urchin) is the source of this 3556-nucleotide messenger RNA. RefSeq names its product lysyl oxidase homolog 2B-like. Gene Ontology annotation, cellular component: membrane. NCBI's taxonomy places the organism in Eukaryota, Metazoa, Echinodermata, Echinoidea, Temnopleuroida, Toxopneustidae. The record is from RefSeq and is a predicted model, not a curated record. The transcript is spliced from 9 exons. Bases 185 to 2011 code for a protein of 608 amino acids.